Messenger RNA from Laccaria bicolor S238N-H82, 3118 nucleotides. RefSeq lists its product as uncharacterized. Lineage: Eukaryota; Fungi; Basidiomycota; Agaricomycetes; Agaricales; Hydnangiaceae. The record is from RefSeq and is a predicted model, not a curated record. The transcript is spliced from 6 exons. The coding region runs from base 1 to 2826 and encodes 941 amino acids.
AUGGCGUUGACCAAAGGUGCAGGAACAAGAAGCUCACCGAUAGCGAUUGACGACUCUGAAGAAGAAGUAUUCCAGGAACUCUGCGACAAUUCAUCUCAAUCGUCCGCCUCACUUCGCUCAUCGCCAAACCAGGCUGGCGCUAAUAAACGAAAACGAGCCGACAGCAACGCAUCACAGAGUGCUCAAAUUUCUGGUCCUAGCCGCUCAUCACAAUCGCCACCUCCAUUAGGAGCCCGUCUUUCCACUCCAACGAUAAUAGAGAGUAAGAAAGCCAGAAAGCGACGCCGCAAACAGGAACGUAAGCAACAAGAAACGCAGGAACGGCUGCAGACUCUUCAUGCUCAUCCUUCUCUGCCCAUUCCUAUUUGGCAUGGACCACGACCUACUUAUUACUCCCCUAUGGCGAACUUGACAAUGGGAUCUGGUGGCUCCACCAGCGUCCAAUUUCAGAGCUACUCUGACCUUCUCCACCCUCUCCCACCUUUACCGGUUCCGUUUAUGGCUCAGGCAGCGGAAUCCACCGCCCAUAGCCAGGGCCAAAAUCAGGAACUUGAAAAACAAACCCCAGCGUUUCUCCCUCCCCCUCCAAUUACCACUUCCAGCAUAACAUACCCCACCGAGCUGACAUCCACGAGUCAAACAAGUCCCGUACAUGCUCUUCCUCCAAAACCACCACCAGAAGUAACUCAGAUAAUUGGAAUGAAACCCGACCAAGAUCCUAAUAGCAAGCAUGGUACCUUUUACAUUCCUGUUCCAACACAGAAUGCGGGGAUCACUCCGAAGAGGAAAUUCUAUCAACCUAACCCAGCGUGUACACUCGUCAUGGAACAACUUCCCAAGACUCACCGUACUACUGAAUUCAUCAACAAGUGGAGCAAGGGGGCUUGUGAUGCCCAUCCAGUUCAUCUGUCAAUCGAUGGACAAGGUGGGAAAGCUUUGAUUGAGUUUGCCACAGCCGAACAAGCGCGCAAAGCUUGGGGAAGCCGCAAAUUAGGCUCGGCCUAUGCGGGAUUGAAGUCCCAUCAGCUGAAAGGUAAGCCAAGGGAGGACCUUAUUAAGGUGUGGUGGUAUCGUGUUGAUGGCGUGGGUGCCGGCUCAGGUGUCGGGGAAAUCGAAGAGGGAGAGAUCGAAGGGGACGCAGCGGUGAAGGAGCUUGACAUGCUACCAAAAAAGGAAACUAAAAAAGAGAAGAAGGCUCGGCAGGCCAAGGAGAGGGAGCAGAAGAAGAUCAAGCUGCAGGAAACGCAGGUUGGGGUGUCGCAUGCUCAGGGCGAUCCUCGUCCGGUCAUGCCUACCCCCUUCUUCAAUUCUCAUCAAGCACCUAUAAUGAACGCUGGUCUACCAACAACGGUGAAUCAUAGGAUCCUUCCGACAAAACCCUCACCUUCCGUAUUACAACCUCCUUCUCUACCCCACCGCCCUCCGGCUUGGAACCCUUUGCUUCAACCGACCAAUGGCUUUGGGGUCUAUUCUGACAAGGCAUCAUAUGGGUCGUCUUCAUUACCCGAUGUGAAUGGGUGUGACACGGAAUCCAUCGCUUCUUCUAGGGGUGGUUCCAUCCCUCCUGCUCGGGCUGAAUACCAAGCAGCAUCUAACCUUGGUACUGAGGACAUGGAGAUCGAUGAUGGUGACAUGAAUCUCGCCUCCCCUUCAUUUGACGAAACUCCCGUUGCGUCAGGAUCUUCGAGUUCACUCCCACCUUCUGCACACCAUCCGCCUAGAUCUUAUCUACCAGCUGCACCUCCUAGCCAAUCUGCCAUAAAAGCGAACCAGAAGAUUUGGAAAUCAACUCCAGUUCCUGCUUGGAACGGGUCUGUGAUGCCCACCUCACUUCGCGCACCACCACUUUCAUCAACGAAUUCCUCAACUUCUAGUACGACUCCCAAUCAAGCUCCUUCUGAGCCACGGGCGAUGAAGAACCCACCUACCGAGCCAAGUUAUGUGAAGCGUCUCCAAUCAAGACAAAGGGAUCUGGAAGAGAGAAUAGCCAAGGGCAAGUUGGAGUUGGAACAGACAUUGGCUAACAAGGUUUCUGGCGAAACCCCACAUCCGCCUACAUCUGUCACUCCCAUGUUUCGGAACGCCAGCCCAAUGACUGAGCAAACGUCUUCCCUCGAAAACAAGCAAGCAAUGGAAGAUUCAUUGAGAACAUUGGUGUUGCAAAGCCAGAGGGCAAGAACUAAAACUGCUGUGCCCAAUCUUCCCACAAACAAACAAUUGCCUGCUGUGCCAACUACCGAGCCUCAGUCCCAGCAGAUUGCUGUACCCUCUCCCCCGACAGACUCACGAAAUUCUCCUUUCCCAAGUUUUUCGAUGACCUCUCACAGCUUUUCCCUCGACGACCUAGCUGUUUCGUUUAUCACCCAGACCAUCGAAACACUAAAACCUCAAUAUCAAGAUUCUGCACCGCCACCACCACCACCAUCCCGUGUAGACGUCAAGACAGGACUUGCUGCGAAACAAAGGCGUCUUGAACAACAGAUUGCGGAAAGCAAAGAAUUGAUGGCCCAAUUCGCUGGAGCACGCACAAAGCAGGAGAGAGACAGCAUUAUGGCGCUGCUAAAAGAAAAGAGCCGGUCAAUGGAGCCAGAAAAUGAAGCAUCAUCAACCGUUUCAUCUUCGGCCUCAUCGGCUGUUGGAUCGAGCACACCUCCUGCAGUCCUUGCGAGGGAACCAUCGAAAUCCAGAUGGCCGACGAAGAUUAGCUCAAAAAUUUUUGGUCCCUUUGAAUGUUCUCAAUUGGAUCCAGGGGGCGAGGCUGAAGAUCGAUUUUUUUCCCCCGGAAGUAACUUGUAUAUUUGUUCGUCAUCUAGAUAUCCUGAAUAACAGCCUAGGGAGGGUGCAUCUUUACGCUCCUUCUUAUGGACUGAUCUUGGUUCUUGAUGAGUAGUAGGGAUUAGGAAUGUGCACCACCAUAUGGCAGCCGUAAGUAUGGGGUGGAUGUAUGGGGAUUAAAAUCUUGAGGAGAAGUUUAGUCGAGGAUGCUGUUGCGCGGUUUGACGAGUCCCGGAAGAUUGUAUCGAUGUCAUCUUUUCGGGACCUACGAGCUGUUCUGACCCCCAUAGGUCAGCAGAGCUAAAUGGUCCCCAGAAAAUAUAUUUAUUCUUUUGGAUUGCAA